Malaya genurostris is the source of this 1732-nucleotide messenger RNA. It is a transcript of the gene Gr21a, whose product is annotated as gustatory and odorant receptor 22. The record is from RefSeq and is a predicted model, not a curated record. NCBI's taxonomy places the organism in Eukaryota, Metazoa, Arthropoda, Insecta, Diptera, Culicidae. Gene Ontology annotation, biological process: sensory perception of taste. Gene Ontology annotation, cellular component: membrane; axon; dendrite. The transcript is spliced from 6 exons. The coding region runs from base 270 to 1706 and encodes 478 amino acids.
UUCACUGCACAAUUGUGAGCUGGUUGCAUAAAAAAAAAUACAAAUCCAACGUUAAUUUGAGGCAAUAUCCCACAGAGAAGCCGGCAUAACAGAAUAAGUAAAAUCUAUUAAAAUCAUAAAUAUUGGGUGCUGAAAUCGAGAGAUAAAUUCUGCCAUAUACGAACGGACGGAUGCGGCCGACGUGAAAUAUUGGAUAUUGUCUAACCCGCCGAAAGUGUAAAUUAAUCACAACUCACUAUACGAAAUAUCAGAGAUCAUAUCGCAACGGAAUGAUACACAACCAGUUGGCAGCAUCACCCUAUCGGGAGAGGGAGCAGAUUUUCAACCCGAAUCAGCGCCAACAGCUGGAGGACAAUCGUCGAAUUAAACAACAGAUGCAGCAGUUGCAAAAAGAUAACAUUUCGCCCAGUCACCUGUACCAGCGCCAAGUCAAAACUCACACCGAUGUAGACUUGCUAGAUGAACAUGACUCAUUCUACAAAACAACCAAAAGUCUCUUGGUGCUGUUUCAGAUCAUGGGAGUGAUGCCAAUUAUGAGGAGUCCAAAGGGAGUCAACAUGCCCCGAACGACCUUUACCUGGUGCUCGAAAGCAUUCAUUUGGGCGUAUAUCAUCUACGCCUGUGAAACGGUCGUGGUCGUCCUGGUGGCACAGGAACGCAUCAAGAAGUUCAUCUCAAACAGUGACAAACGCUUCGAUGAAAUCAUAUACAACAUCAUAUUCAUGAGCAUUUUGGUGCCGCAUUUUCUGUUGCCGGUGGCCUCAUGGCGCAAUGGAUCCGAGGUAGCCAAAUUCAAAAACAUGUGGACAGACUAUCAGUACAAGUACCUGAUGGUCACCGGGAAGCCCAUCGUUUUCCCGAAAUUAUAUCCGAUCACUUGGGUGCUGUGUAUAGUUUCCUGGUCACUCAGCAUCGGGAUCAUUUUGUCCCAGUACUAUCUGCAGUCUGAUUUUCAAUUCAGUCACACAUUCGCCUACUAUCACAUCAUUGCAAUGCUGAAUGGAUUCUGUAGUUUAUGGUUCGUCAACUGCACGGCAUUCGGAACAGCAAGCAAAGCUUUCGCCAAAGAACUUUCUCUGCUUCUGACCAGUGAACGACCAGCCAGCAAAUUGACCGAAUACCGGCACUUAUGGGUGGAUCUCAGUCACAUGAUGCAACAGCUUGGGAAAGCAUAUUCAAACAUGUACGGAAUCUAUUGUUUGGUGAUUUUCUUUACCACCAUUAUCGCCACCUAUGGAUCGCUAAGCGAAAUCAUCGACCACGGAGCGACCUAUAAGGAGAUCGGUUUAUUCGUCAUUGUUUUCUACUGCAUGAGUUUGCUGUUCAUCAUCUGCAACGAGGCUCAUCAUGCCUCCAAAAGGGUUGGCCUAAAUUUCCAAGAACGCCUGCUGAACGUGAAUCUCACAGCGGUGGACAAAGCAACACAGAAAGAGGUGGAAAUGUUUCUAGUGGCAAUCGACAAAAACCCUCCGACGAUGAAUUUGGACGGAUAUGCCGACAUCAAUCGAGGACUAAUUUCCGCUGUAAUUGAUCAAUUGGAUCCAGCAUUUUCUAUUAUUUCAUUUUUGCCUUUUCAGAACAUAUCUUUCAUGGCAACUUAUCUGGUCGUACUGAUGCAGUUCAAGCUAACCCUACUAAGGCAAAGUGCAAAAAAGGCGCUGUUUUCCAUGCUGAAAGCCAACUUAACACGAAAUGAACUAAAUUAAAUAAUUCAGGAUAUUUCUAGCGAAUA